Salmo salar (Atlantic salmon) is the source of this 2278-nucleotide messenger RNA. It is a transcript of the gene pk, whose product is annotated as pyruvate kinase. Gene Ontology annotation, molecular function: potassium ion binding; magnesium ion binding; pyruvate kinase activity. Gene Ontology annotation, biological process: glycolytic process. NCBI's taxonomy places the organism in Eukaryota, Metazoa, Chordata, Actinopteri, Salmoniformes, Salmonidae. The record is from RefSeq and is marked provisional.
GCAACGUUCAACCAGUAGGAUUUCUCAGACACCGAUCCAAUCAUGUCUAAAGGAAAGGAUAUGGGCUCUGCCUUCAUUCAGACGCAGCAGCUACACGCUGCUAUGGCCGACACCUUCCUGGAGCACAUGUGUCUUCUGGACAUUGACUCCGAGCCAGCUGUGGCUCGCAACACCGGAAUCAUCUGCACCAUCGGACCCGCCUCCCGAUCAGUGAACAUGGCCAAGGAGAUGAUCAAAUCUGGGAUGAACAUUGCAAGAAUGAACUUCUCUCACGGAACUCAUGAGUACCAUGCUGAGACCAUCAAGAAUGUCCGUGAAGCCACCGAGAGCUUCGGACCCGGCACCAUCGAGUACAGACCAGUGGCCAUCGCUCUGGACACCAAGGGACCCGAAAUCAGGACUGGACUCAUCAAGGGCAGUGGCGAAGCUGAGGUUGAGCUGAAGAAGGGAGCUCACAUCAAGCUGACCCUGGACGACAAGUACAAGGACAACUGUGACGAGAAGCACCUGUGGCUGGACUACAAGAACAUCACCAAGAUCCUGAAGGUCGGAGGUCACGUCUACAUCGACGACGGCCUCAUGUCCCUGAAGGUCAAGGAAGUCGGCGCCGACUUCCUGGACUGUGAGAUUGAAAAUGGUGGUACUCUGGGCUCUAAGAAGGGUGUGAACCUGCCCGGCGCUGCUGUGGACCUGCCCGCUGUCUCUGAGAAGGACAUCCAGGAUCUGCAGUUCGGUGUGGAACAGGGAGUGGACAUGGUCUUCGCCUCCUUCAUCCGUAAAGCAGCUGAUGUACACGCCGUCAGGAAGGUGCUGGGAGAGAAGGGCAAAAACAUCAAGAUCAUAUCCAAACUGGAGAACCACGAGGGCGUCCGCAGAUUCGACGAGAUCCUGGAAGCUAGCGAUGGCAUCAUGGUUGCCCGCGGUGACCUGGGUAUUGAGAUCCCCACAGAGAAGGUGUUCAUCGCCCAGAAGAUGAUGACCGGACGCUGCAACAGGAUUGGCAAGCCCAUCACCUGCGCCACACAGAUGCUGGAGAGCAUGAUCAAGAAGCCCCGCCCUACUCGUGCUGAGGGUUCCGACGUCGCCAACGCCGUUCUGGACGGUAACGACUGCAUCAUGCUGAGUGGUGAGACCGCCAAGGGAGACUACCCACUGGAGGCUGUCCGCACACAGCACAAGAUUGCUCGUGAGGCAGAGGCCGCCAUGUACCACAGGCAGAUGUUUGAGGAAAUCCGUCGUACCUCCCACCUGACCCGUGACCCCACUGAGUCCGUUGCCAUUGGCGCCGUCGAGGCUUCCUUCAAGUGCUGUGCCAGUGCCAUCAUCGUGCUCACCAAGACUGGCAGGUCCGCCCAUCUGCUGUCCAGGUACAGGCCCCGUGCCCCCAUCAUCGCUGUGACCCGCUGUGGCCAGACCGCCCGUCAGGCCCAUCUGUACCGCGGUAUCUACCCCGUGCUGUACACCAAGCCUGCCAACGAUGUCUGGGCCGAGGAUGUCGACCUCCGCGUCAACUUCGCCUUGGAGAUGGGUAAACACCGUCACUUCUUCAAGUCUGGAGAUGUCAUCAUUGUUGUGACCGGAUGGCGUCCAGGCCCUGGUUACACCAACACCAUGCGUGUUGUGCUUGUUCCUUGAACAAACUCCAAAGGACAUUACUCCUUCCCCUUCACCCCUCUCCUUCACCCCUCUCCUGUUCCUAUAACCCACCCCACCCACCACCAGAAGACAUCUAUUUGUCCUCUACGAUUCUCUAGACUCCACCUGUAACCAAGACAACAAGGUAAAGAACGGACCGGAACAGCAACACCAGGCCACUUCAUCAAAGGACUUUUUGGGUGGUGCCAUUCAUACACAGACAGUCACUUAACAACACUCCUUAAUUCCUAUGUUGUUAUUAUUAUUAUUAUUAUUAUUAUUACAUAGGUGUUUCACCUACUAUGUCCAAGUCAUCCUUCAACAGGUUACACACCCUACUGAAAACACACACACCUGUCCUGACUGAGUUUUCACGGUGAACAAUAUCAAGUGUAUGUUAUUUUUCUAAAUGUACAUUGUACUGUAGUCACACAUCUGCGUGUCAGAGCCACUUGUUGCUUUGUGGUCCAGAACGUUGACGUGGAUUAUGACUAUAACGAGGAUCCUGCUCUCUGUGGGGUCUCCUCCUCACCUGGUAGACAGGUAAGACUCCACUGACGUGUUAAAGGUAACAUCAUGUUGUUGCUGAGGGCUAUGGGGAUCUGGGUUUCCAUCCAUCCAUCCAUUAAAAAGAUGAACACCU